AUGGCCGUCUUCUGGUCCUUGGCGGUCAGUACCUGCGUGAUCAUGGAGGGCUUCGACAGCAUUCUGGUUCCCAACUUCUAUGCUUAUCCUACCUUUCAGCGGAAAUAUGGCGAGUUUGUUGGAGUUACUGAGCAGACCAAGUCCGGGUAUCAGCUCAGUGCGACUUGGAUGGCUGCAAUUGGAACGGCCUCGGGCGUGGGGGCCGUCCUGGGCACAGUCUUGAACGGCUAUCUUGUCGACCGAUUUGGUCAGAAACGAGUGCUCCUCGGCGCCUUGUGCGUCCUCUCCUGUCUCAUUUUCAUGACUUUCUUUGCCCCAAACAUCCAGGUCCUCAUGAUCGGCCAAUUCCUGUGCGGCUUCCCUUGGGGCAUCUUUGCUACGGUGGCCCCAUCCUACUCCAGCGAAGUGCUCCCUAUGGCACUCCGGGCGUACCUUUCGAGUUUCACAAAUAUGAGUUUCAUCAUCGGACAGAUUAUAUGUGCCAUCGUGUUGAGGAUAUUUCUGGAAAGGGAUGAUGAAUGGGGAUUUCGAAUCCCCUUUGGUUUCCAAUGGAUAUGGCCCACUUUCCUCAUUCCGCUGUUAUCUUUCGCGCCAGAAUCACCCUGGUACCUCGUCCGAAAGGGUCGUCUGGACGAGGCCGAGAAAUCGCUCCGACGCCUUCAAUCCCGCACAGCAAAGAUUGAUCCCAAAGAGACCCUCGCGAACAUUAUCCAUACCAAUAACCUGGAACAAUCAUUACAAAUUGGCACAUCCUACAUCGACUGCUUCCGCGGGUUUGAACUCCGACGCACCGAGAUCGCGUGCCUGUGUUUCGCGGGUCAAAACUUCUCCGGGCUGUCGUUCGGGUAUAAUGCGACGUAUUUCUAUGAACAGGUCGGCCUCAGUGCCGAAACAACCUAUACACUAAGUCUCUUCGGUACUGGAUUGGCGCUGCUCGCGACUCUAGCGAACUGGUUCCUCGUCAUGCCCUAUUUCGGUCGUCGGAAAAUCUACACAACUUCGAUGCUGGUCAUGGCCCUGAUCCUCUACGUCAUUGGAGUCUUAAACGUCUGGACCUCCCACAACUUCAUCGCCUUCUCACAGGCCCUGCUGACCCUCCUCUGGACCAUAGUCUUCCAACUCUCGGUCGGGCAGUUAGGUUGGUCCCUUCCUGGAGAAGUCUCGUCGACACGCCUUCGAACCAAGACAAUCUGUCUCGCGCGCAACGCUUAUUAUCUUGUCGGGUUUAUAGGAGGGGUCGUCCAGCCGUACAUGAUGAACCCACAGGCGUUGAAUUGGAGGGGAUAUACCGGUCUAUUUUGGGGUACCACGGCCAUUCUCACGUGGGUGUGGGCGUGGUUCAGGCUGCCAGAAACGAAAGACAGGACGUACGAGGAAUUGGACAUCUUAUUUGCCAAGCGCAUCGACGCGCGAGAGUUCGAAUCGACAAAUGUCCACGCUCUGGAUGCGAAUGAGAUGCAGCAGCUUGCGAGGAAAGCGGCGAAUGACACAGCGUCUGGUGGAGGAAGUCCAGGAUGGGAUAUCGUGGAUGAACGAGAGCCACUGACGAACACUGACGAGGCUGAGGGAAGCGGCAGCGCUCUCAGUCCUUCUCAAGAAGUAGGGGAUGAUGAAGAGAGGCUGUUGCCGCGGAUAGUGCCUGGGCAAGACGUUGGAGGGAAGAUAUAG
Messenger RNA from Cladophialophora psammophila CBS 110553, 1668 nucleotides. RefSeq lists its product as uncharacterized. Gene Ontology annotation, molecular function: carbohydrate:proton symporter activity. Lineage: Eukaryota; Fungi; Ascomycota; Eurotiomycetes; Chaetothyriales; Herpotrichiellaceae. Gene Ontology annotation, biological process: carbohydrate transport; transmembrane transport. Gene Ontology annotation, cellular component: membrane. The record is from RefSeq and is a predicted model, not a curated record. The transcript has 3 exons. Bases 1 to 1668 code for a protein of 555 amino acids.